AUGGGUAUUUGCUGGGUCAGCGACUGCUUGCGAGACGCGAAUCAGAAAUGCUCGGGGUGCAAAACUGCCACCUACUGCAGCAGCGCCUGCCAGAAGGAGAACUGGAAGCACCACAAGAAGGAGUGCAAACUCCAGCGCAUGGUCUACGAUAUGGAGCAAAAACGAGAGGAAGAAGAGAAGAUCAACCCGCCUCCAAAGCCACGCAAGACCCACUGCACCGGAUGCAACGAGAGAUUCAAAGAAGACUGGGUAGAAGUCGACCAGGAAUGCCCGGACUGCGGCUACAUAACCUGCGAGAGCUGCUCUUGCAGUAACUCUAGAGGCUCGUGCUACUGCCAGGAUUCGAAUUUCGGAUACGCGUACUGCUCUCAAGAGCCGCGUUCCUAUCAUAGGGGCAAGAAGGGCGGUUUUAUGGGCGACUACCAUCCCGCCAAGGAGGACGGCUACGACCUCAACAAAGACGACUGUCCCAAGAUGUUCGAAAAAGAGCCCCGGCCGUGUAACAGGUGUGGGAAGGUCGUACAAUGCCUGAGGAAAGAAUACCGCACAGUCACUUUCUAA
This is a messenger RNA of Cyclocybe aegerita, 561 nucleotides long. Lineage: Eukaryota; Fungi; Basidiomycota; Agaricomycetes; Agaricales; Hemipholiotaceae. The record is from the annotation of a GenBank genome assembly.